Molecule: messenger RNA, 729 nt
Organism: Schistosoma rodhaini
Lineage: Eukaryota; Metazoa; Platyhelminthes; Trematoda; Strigeidida; Schistosomatidae
Source: the annotation of a GenBank genome assembly
AUGGCUUCAAGAGAUAACCGUCUAUCCGUUUAUGUUGGUAAUCUUCCUCCGAAUACUAUACAAGGGCAUUUCGAUUACAUAUUUUCUGGUUGUGAUAUAGAGAGUGUUAGAUUAGUGAGAGACAAACAGACAGACGAAUUUAAAGGGUAUGCCUAUGUAGAUUUUAAAAAUGAACAAUCCCUCCAGAAAGCAUUAACUGUCGACGGUGCGAUUGUUGAUGGACGCUCUCUGCGAGUAAAUCUAGCAGGUGAAAGACCUGGACGUGGUGGUGGUCAUGGUCAAUGGGGUAUGAACAAUGGAUAUGGAAAUCAAGGACGUGGUGGUUUCGGAAAUCAAGGACGUGGUGGCUUUGGAAAUCAAGGACGUGGUAGACCUAGCAUGGGUGGUGGACGGAUGGAAAGUUAUGGGCGUCCAAAUAGAGGUGGAAUGGGUGGAUUCGGUGGACAACGACAAAGUUACCAUCCCCCAGGAUUGUCACGAGAGCAAUUAAAUGAACCUAUUUCCAAGAAUCCUCAGUCAAAUUCCACUGAUUCAACUAGUAGUGGUUCGGGUGGUGAUCGACCUAAACUAAACCUUAAAAUUAGAGAGGUCCCUGUAAAUACAAAUGAUGAUCGACAAUUGUCGGAGCGUGCCCGUGCGAUAUUCGGAGUUGGACGUCCUCGAGAAGCUAGUCCAAUUCGAGAAAAAAAGUUGAAUUCUGAAGAAAAUGCAAUCGGCUCUAGCCAAUGA